Messenger RNA from Phascolarctos cinereus (koala), 5414 nucleotides. NCBI's taxonomy places the organism in Eukaryota, Metazoa, Chordata, Mammalia, Diprotodontia, Phascolarctidae. The record is from RefSeq and is a predicted model, not a curated record.
AUGAUGGAAGAGAUCCAAAUGGGAAUGUCCACUGGGCAAUUAUGGAUAUGGAAAUUAGAGCUCAGAUGAGAGAAAAUAAAGAUUUGGAAGACAAGGUCAAGAUUUGGAAGCAUUAGUAUGAAGGCCACAAUUGAAGCCAUGGAAAUGGAUAAGUUCUUUAAUGAAAUUCCAUUUUUAAUUUGAAAGAAAAACUACUUCUACUUGAGAGAGAAAAGAAAAGUGAGAAAACCACAUGGAAGACUCACAGGAUUUAAACGAACAAUCUGUAAAGAAAACGUGCACAGAAACAGAUGUUUCAGAGCCUCAGAAUUCCAGGUCUAUGGAAAUGCAGGACCUAACAAGUCCUCAUACUCUUGUUGGAAGUAGUGAUACUCCUGGUAGCUCCAAACUGGAUAAAUCUAAUCUCAGCAACACAUCAGUUACAACCAAUGGGACAGGAGGAGACACCAUGACUGUUUUAAAUACUGCAGACUGGUUGCUGAGUUGUAACACUCCUUCUUCUGCAACAAUGUCUCUUCUUGCAGUCAAAACAGAGCCCAUGAACAACAAUGAAACAACCACAACAACUGGAGAUGGGCUUGACACUUUUACUGGGUCAGUAAUAACAAGUAGUGGCUACAGUCCCAGAUCAACACAUCAGUAUUCCCCACAAUUGUAUCCCUCCAAGCCCUAUCCACACAUUCUUUCUACACCAGCAGCUCAAACAAUGUCUGCCUAUGCGGGACAGACUCAGUAUUCAGGAAUGCAGCAGCCAGCAGUGUACACAGCCUACUCACAGACAGGACAACCUUACAGCUUACCCACUUACGAUUUAGGUGUGAUGUUACCAGGAAUCAAGACAGAAAGUGGACUUUCACAGACUCAGUCACCACUACAGACGGGGUGCCUCAGUUACAGCCCAGGGUUUUCUACCCCGCAGCCAGGCCAAACACCCUAUUCUUAUCAAAUGCCAGGUUCUAGUUUUGCACCAUCAUCUACUAUUUAUGCAAAUAAUUCUGUUUCCAAUUCAACGAAUUUCAGUAGCUCACAGCAGGAUUAUCCAUCCUAUACAGCCUUUGGCCAAAACCAAUAUGCACAGUAUUAUUCAGCAUCAACAUAUGGAGCAUACAUGACUUCAAAUAACACAACUGAUGGCACAUCUUCAUCCUCAUCAACCUAUCAGUUGCAGGAAUCUCUCCCUGGACUGACUAGUCAACCAGGAGAUUUUGAUACAGUGCAAAGCCCCUCCACUCCCAUCAAAGACCUUGAUGAGAGAACAUGUAGGAGUUCUGGGUCAAAGUCCCGAGGAAGAGGCCGGAAGAAUAAUCCAUCACCUCCGCCAGACAGUGACUUGGAGCGUGUAUUUGUCUGGGAUUUGGAUGAAACCAUCAUCGUUUUUCACUCACUGCUCACAGGGUCCUAUGCACAGAAGUAUGGCAAGGAUCCCCCAAUGGCAGUAACCCUCGGACUACGAAUGGAGGAAAUGAUUUUUAACCUUGCUGACACACAUUUAUUUUUCAAUGACUUAGAGGAGUGCGAUCAAGUUCAUAUAGAUGAUGUUUCUUCUGAUGAUAAUGGUCAAGACUUAAGUACCUACAGUUUUGCAACUGAUGGCUUCCAUGCAGCUGCAAGUAGUGCAAACCUUUGUUUGCCAACAGGUGUUAGAGGAGGGGUUGACUGGAUGAGGAAGCUGGCUUUUCGUUACAGAAGAGUAAAAGAAUUAUACAAUACCUACAAGAAUAAUGUAGGAGGACUCCUUGGCCCAGCUAAGAGAGAUGCAUGGCUGCAAUUAAGAGCAGAGAUUGAAGGCCUAACAGACUCGUGGCUAACAAAUGCACUUAAAUCCUUAUCAAUUAUUAGUACUAGGAGUAACUGCGUAAAUGUCUUGGUAACAACAACUCAGCUUAUCCCAGCACUUGCAAAAGUCCUACUAUAUAGUUUGGGCGGUGCUUUUCCUAUUGAAAAUAUUUACAGUGCAACUAAAAUAGGAAAAGAAAGCUGUUUUGAGCGUAUAGUGUCCAGAUUUGGCACUAACAUAACUUAUGUUGUGAUUGGAGAUGGCCGAGAUGAGGAGCAUGCCGCUAACCAGCACAACAUGCCCUUUUGGAGGAUAUCAAGUCAUUCAGACCUCUUGGCUCUACAUCAAGCAUUGGAACUAGAGUAUUUGUAAUUGUGUUCUAUUGCUGGAGAUCCAUUUAUUUUUUUUGUUGUUGUUUUUGUUGGGUUUUUUAUAUAUCUCAAGUACACUGAAUUUUUAUGUGUGAUUCAAUGCCUCUGGCUUUACACAUAUAAAUUGUCUUAAAGGAUGAAAUCAUAUUUGGAAUGAAAAUUCCAGAAGGAAGAAUUCAGAUUGCUGAAUGGAGUUAAAACUUUAGUUCUACAGAAAGGAAGCUCUAUGGUCUUAUUUGUGCAACACUUUAAUGAAUUAUGGAGGUUGCUGGUACACACCGAAUGAGCCCUAACUGGAGUUAAACAGCUUUAGCAAAGAACUUUUAUGUUGGCAAAGCAGCAACACACAUUUCCCAUCUGACAAAGUGGUGUUCAACAACAUUCCUCAAUAUGGGAUAUAUUCUCAACACUGAGGUUUGAAUCAGACUUUAGCCUCCCUAACCCAGAAAAUCUGAAUUGAAAUGCACUCAGACUGUAUAAUGACAAUUCUGUCUAGACCUGUAAUUUGUGUAAAUUAUUGAUGAAAAUAAUUUACUGUGACUUUAUUAGCAGCUGACUUUGGAAUGGAUGCAAUUUUUUUCUUUCUUUUUUGGGGGGGGUGGGGGAAGGGAGGGAGAAAUGGGAAUAUAAUAUUGUCUCUUUUAUAAGUUUGGCAAACAGAAUGUGCAUACUGAUGUGCUGUGCCUUAAAGACAAGACAAGACAGUGUUUGUGUGUUAAGAUGUAUCUUUGGUUAAAAACUCUGUAGAUAAAGAAAAAAAAACUUUGUGAUAAUCCUUGACAUGACCAAAUUUCAAAUUCAAGUUAGCAGAGCUCAAGACUGAAUCAAAUAGUAAUUAAGUAUUUGUUGCAGUGAGGGAAGGGGGAGUGAAAAGGAAAGUUUGUGUUUUCAUGUGGAUUCCGAAUAAUUCCACUGAGCUUGAGGCAAAAUAAUAGCUCAUCCAAACAUAAGUAGAAAGUUUGGGGGAGAUUGCAAUGAUUUUGGGGACCUUUGCUUUGGAAGUAAAAUGGAUAUUUAAGUCUUGAGCAACCUAUCCAUAUUUUUGCAUGAGAAAACUGAGGGCCAUAUUCAUGGUUAUUUGCACUGUUUUGAGUUUGAAUUCUUUAGGGAUGUGUGUCAUGGAGGGAAAAACACCCUCAUGAAAACCAAUAUUUAUCAACUAGUAAUAGGUCUUCUGAUCCUGUUCAUGGAGUGAGCUGAAAUUGAAAAGAAAGAUAAAUUUGUAUUUCCCCUCCCCCAAAAUAAAUUGUUCUCCAAUAGUUUAAGUGAGAUAUAUGCCCCUAAUAAGAAACAUUCUCUAGGGAAAGUGAAACUGUGUGAGCUUUCCAUAGAGCAGUAUCAGAUAAAUGAAUAUGUCACACUGAUCUUGGCAAUGUUAUAGAAAUAAUAUUUUAUUAGAGUCAACCCUGUUCUUAUUUUGUUUUCAUUUAUCUUCUGACUUUUGAAGGCUUGUAUGUUACCUUUUUCUAUCUCUUAUCAGUGUUGUAACAGUACAAAGAGAAUCCCCGUCACUUAUGCCUGUGUGCUUUCUUCUUUUUCAUGAGUGACCCAGGUUGGUAAUACAGUAGAGGUUCUCCUGUUUCUUUCUGCUAUUUCCCCCAAUAGUCCUUAUUUCAUAGUCCUAGAAAAUCAAAGUGUCUGGGUGAUUCUUAUACCCACAGCUUUCUGUUAAAGGUUUGUCCAAUGUCCAGUCACCUACAUCAUCCCACCCAACCAAUGGGAAGUCCAUGGCUUAUUAUUUAGUUUGAGAUUUAAUAGUGGCAGACUUUCAUGGCUUAGAGAAUGACAGCACCUGUUCUGUCUACCAAAAUAUAUAUUUUAGAAAUACACUUUUAAGUUUCUAGGCUGGAAAACUUGCCUUUGUCUACAACAGCCAAAGAGAGAAUGAAAUCACCAAGCCUUGUAUAAGACUGUCAAGCCAUUAUAAAACUUGAACUCAAGAUUUGAAUUCAGUGCUAUUUUUAUCCCUGGCACAUUAGCUCUUAUUAGAGCCAAGCUGAGGAAAUUUUAUACAAAUUCUUUGGAGACAGUUUAACAAAGUUAAACUAUUUUACUCAGUAUUUUAAGUCAACCAACUGAGCAUGUGAGACAUCUCAUGAACUGGCAUCUAGUUAUAAGAACAUUACACAAUUGGUUAGCAGACAUGCCUAAACUUGCAUUCUUCCCCAUACCAAGAAAGGAAUUCUAAUGUUGCCAAACUACGGGUUCAGAAAGGAAAGUCCUUUGGAAAGGCAAAGAAACCAAGAGCUCAUGGCACCUACAAUUUCAGGUUCAUAUGCAUCUUAUUCAUUGAAUCUGUGUUCAAAAUAGAUUGACAUCCACCACACCAAAGAUGAGGGUGACAACAAUCUGUUCAUCCAGUUAUACCCUAGGGCAACAAGUCACAGUCUGGUGAAUCAGACUUUCAAUGUGUUAUCAACUAUUAACUUUAUCUUUCUGAUUAUAGGCAAAGAAUACGUCCCAACCCUGAUAAACAGACACACACGUAUGAGUGCAUAUACACAGAAAUAUACACACAGGUCCCCUUUCUUUCUAAUCUUAGGAAAAAACAAUGUUGGCAGUUGCCACAUACUAUUUAAAUAUAGGAUAUUGUGCCUUAUUAUUAUGACUAUUUUGAAUGACAUUCUAUAAAUGAAGUGGGUUUUCAGCUACUGUACAAACAUGGAUUUUGUAUAGUACUAGAAAUAAUAACCAUGUUUUAGUGUUGCACCUGCAGAAUAUUAAUAGAGUAUAAUUUCAGUAACCAAAUAUAGGUGGUCAGUACCUUAGGAAAUGGAAGUAAGUUAAUCUACACCAGUAAAAUUCUAUAAAUCAAGGCCAGAGGUAACAUCUUUUAGAAACACAUGCAGUUUUACGCACAGAGAAAUAGGUGGCAAAUGUCACUCUGAAUUUGAUUAACUUAAUCUCUCCUAAAAUAAAUAUUCAAAAUAGCAGCCACGGCGUGUUCCCCUAUGAAUUUGCUUUCCUCUCAGUGCACUUGCUUAUGACAAACCUACAUUCUGAGUGAAUAUGGUUUUUUAGUCUCUCUAAGGGAAAACAAGCAUCGUGAGCCAAAGCUGCAUUUUGACUCCCAAUAAUAGAAGCCUUUUGGAAAUCAUAACUAAUCAAAAUUGAGGGACUCUGUCAUGCAUUAGCAAGGUAUAGUUUAUAUUGGGGCCUACAUAAUUUAAAGAAAUGUAAAUUAAUAUUAAAAGCUUGUAAAAAUAUGUACAUCUUUACUAUUUCUCAAUAAAUACAUUUGGAAAUGUUGUCAUUUUCUUCACCUU